UCCAAAGGCGGUCCGCUGCGCGGAUCCUGCAGGCAGUGCAGCAGCAACUGGCGGACGUCUGCGAGGUUGGGUGUUAUAUGAUAAGACUGCUGUUGAAGUGGCGUGGUAAAGCAGUGUUCCUCGAUCCGCUCGUAGAAAAGGGGUCGUUCUCAUUGUACUCGGUCGGUCGGAAUGGUAGUUUCGUAUGCAUCACCACUAUCUUCCCACCCCACAGAUGAUCUCGCAAACUCUCACAGCCAUUUGUAUACCCCCGUACCUCAUCCUCAGACCCACAAAUCCAGCCCAAGAACAGCAAUGCUCCACACAUCCCCCUCACCAUCAUUCUUCGUCAUCAUCCUAUUCCCUCACUCCCAAGCCUCCAUCACAGAUUCUCACACAGAUAUCACCACAUCCCCACCAAUCCGCUCGCCACCGGCUUCCACAGCUUCCUCCCAGAACAGCGCAAGCUCGUCAAUCACAACCCUAACCACCACUCCCCAGCGACACAAAAACUUGUCUGUCACGUGUCUAGACGCAGGACCAGCGCAGAAGCAAGUCUUGCCGUACACUCUGCGCGAGACGGUUCUAUAACCUGGUUAUACGUGGAACGCGGGGAGAGGAGCGAGAAAGAUUCGUCCAGAAGGGUUGAGCAGCCUGGCGACCUGUGAGAAUUGAAUGGGGGUGUGGGUGGGUGCGCGGGAUAUUCGAAUCAAUGCGUCGUUUCC
This is a messenger RNA of Didymella exigua CBS 183.55, 704 nucleotides long. RefSeq lists its product as uncharacterized. The transcript has a single exon. The coding region runs from base 172 to 570 and encodes 132 amino acids. NCBI's taxonomy places the organism in Eukaryota, Fungi, Ascomycota, Dothideomycetes, Pleosporales, Didymellaceae. The record is from RefSeq and is a predicted model, not a curated record.